AUGAAUGCGACUUCCCCCCAAACAAGGAAUGGAGGCCAGAAUGGAUGUAAGCGUUCCUGUCGCACCCAGGUGGUCUUCGAGAGAGCGGCUCUUCCCACGCCGCGGGUUGUCGCCCGCUCUUCGCAGCGCGCACACCACUGUCUCGCCCUUUCCAUCGAAGUUCUCCUCGCCGUCGCAGCCCUGAUUCAGGUGUUUGCGUUAGUAGAGCAGAGAAAACUUAAGAGCAUGCAGCUCUCGACCUCUGGGUGCGAGACGAAGGAGGCGACCGCUGGAAGGAUCGCAGCAAAACAGCGACAACGGCAAGCAUCGCUGAGAGCGCGGCUGCGACGAGCACCGUUCCUUCUGCCUCGCAGUGACCUAGCGCAGCUGCUGUGCCGAGUCCGUCGCCUCGCGAUCUCCACACGCGAGGUCCACGAGGCCGGAGAGAGGGAAAUCUGUUUGACUCUGGGGAAAAAUUGCAAAAACCUCGCCAAUGCACGCCGGGCUCCUGGUUUCAGGGACUCUCUUUCUCUCCCCGGUGUGGCGGCACCCGCCAGCGGCCUUCUCCCACGCGGCAGCGAACGCGCGCUUCGUACGCUGUUCGGCGCAACCGAUCCAGAUGCGCAGGCAGCAGAGGCCGCCGCAGAGGCCGCCGCAGAGGCCGCCGCAGAGGCCGCCGCAGAGGCCUGCCCCUGGAGGAGUGCGAAAGCGUGA
This is a messenger RNA of Besnoitia besnoiti, 693 nucleotides long. RefSeq lists its product as uncharacterized. The transcript has 2 exons. The record is from RefSeq and is a predicted model, not a curated record. Bases 1 to 693 code for a protein of 230 amino acids. NCBI's taxonomy places the organism in Eukaryota, Apicomplexa, Conoidasida, Eucoccidiorida, Sarcocystidae.